CCUGUCAUUAUUUUGAGGGAAAAUCAAAAUGGCGGACACGGGUGUAAAUUCUUUGGCUUGAGACACUUUCCUUGAUAUGGCGAUUAUUCCAUAAGUCUAAUCAAUCACUGCCCCGAACUUGGCAUAAUGAUUUAUCAGUUUCUGUACUCUAUUGUAGCUCUAUGUUUUGGCGUCUCGGUGUUUGUGCGGUAUGUGAAUGAUGGCAUGAGUUUCGGGUUCCGUUCGGCGCUGAGUUUGCUGGUGCUGUUUCUCGGCGAGCCGUUCUGUCACCAUGUAGUCGGCGAGUUUGGAGGACUCCUGCUGUACGGACUGGCCUGUGUGGUCAUGUACAUGGUACUGCCUGCUGGGGAGGUAGCGCUGAAGGACAGAGUCGUGCUCAUAACAGGAUGUGAUAGUGGAUUUGGCUGUGCCCUAGCCCAGCACCUGGAUAGCCAGGGCUGUGUGGUGUUUGCUGGCUGUCUCCAUGGUGAUGGGGAGAGGGCCACCAGCCUCACAAGCAGCUGCUCAGCUCAGCUGAAAAUUCUGCAGCUGGAUGUGACAGAUGCCCAGCAGGUGGAUCAGGCCAGACAGGCAGUACAGGAGUACCUGGGACCAGACAGAGGUUUGUGGGGUUUGAUAAACAAUGCUGGCCUGGUGUACUUCGGUGAGCUGGACCUCCUCCCCUUCUCCAUGGUUCAACACAGCAUAGAUGUGAACCUUGUCGGGAUGUUACGUAUGACCAAGACCUUCCUCCCUCUACUGAGGAAAGGGAAGGGCAGGGUCAUCAACAUGUCCAGCAUUGCAGGAAGUGUUCCGCUGAUGUUCAUGUGUGCGGAGGGAGCAGCCAAGGCAGGGGUGGAGGCAGCGUCCCACAUCCUGCGACAGGAGCUGAAGAAAUGGGGGGUUCAUGUGUCCAUUGUGCAGCCAUUUGCCUUCAAGACAGAAUGGCAAAGUUCAGAGUCCAUGCUGAAGAACUAUAACCAGAUCAGACAGACCUUGGACAAGGACACAUUGGACGCCUAUGGUCUGGACUACCUGGAUGCUUUCAAACAUAACUUACUGAAUGAGGAGUCCUUGAAUGAAGACCUUGGCCAAGUUAUAGGAGCUAUGACAGAUGCGCUGACGUCCAGAGGUCCGCGGGCCUGGUAUCCAUGUGGGCGGGGCACCCGGUCACUCGUCUGGUUAUCCAACCUUCUACCCACCAGCAUCCUGGACAUGAUACUACCUCUUCUAAUGCUCCAAAUAGACGUCACACCAACUCGGCUCAGAGAAAGAUAACAGUGGAGCUAGGAUUGUCAUCUAGUACAUCUCUAGAAUAUGUAGUAAACCAAGUUUUUAGUGUUGUCACUGCCACAGAUACAUGUAUGUACUGUCAAAACUGACCUAGAAGACCACACAGGGAACCAAAUGGUUGUUAUAGCCAGUAUUCUUAAUGCUUGUGUUAAUGGGAAAAAUUGUCUAAAGGGACCACCAAUUUGACCAAAAACACCAUUUUGACAUUGGCCAGGUGUUUUUUAUGUAGAGAUGGUCACUUGUGCAGAUAAAAUGUAAAAUUGGCUGUAGUUAUUGACAAUAUGAUGUAGAUGUUGUGUCUAGCAUGGCAGG
Messenger RNA from Branchiostoma belcheri (Belcher's lancelet), 1584 nucleotides. RefSeq names its product 17-beta-hydroxysteroid dehydrogenase type 6-like. Bases 127 to 1257 code for a protein of 376 amino acids. The transcript has 6 exons. The record is from RefSeq and is a predicted model, not a curated record. NCBI's taxonomy places the organism in Eukaryota, Metazoa, Chordata, Leptocardii, Amphioxiformes, Branchiostomatidae.